GUGCAGACGUCUGUCGGCAGUGAAUGAGGCCCUCCAUCUUGUGGCGCGGCAAAGGAGAACGGCAGCAGAGAUGGCAGACUAUAGCAGCGUGGCUCCACCGUCCUCUAACGCUGGUGGGGGGAUGAACGAUGCUUUUAAAGACGCUUUACAGCGAGCGAGACAGAUCGCAGCCAAGAUCGGCGGAGAUGGCGUUGCGGCUCCACCAACGAACGAGUUUGGCUACGGAGGCCAGAAAAGGCCCCUGGAGGACGCUGGUGGGUAUUUUCCCAUGCCUAACCUGAAUAUCGAUCAACCAGAAACAAAGAAAGUAGCUACAAAUGACGCCUUCUCAGCCAUGGGAGGAAUGGGCGGCCCUCCAAGAUCAACAUCAGAGGAAUUCAAGGUCCCAGAUGGAAUGGUUGGAUUUAUUAUUGGAAGAGGAGGUGAACAAAUAUCCCGCAUCCAGCAGGAAUCGGGGUGUAAAAUACAGAUUGCUCCUGACAGCGGAGGGAUGCCCGACAGGUCGGUGACAUUAACAGGGGCACCAGAAUCAAUCCAGGCCGCAAAGAGACUUCUUACUGAGAUCGUGGAGAAGGGGCGUCCGGCUCCAGCUUUCCACCACAACGAUGGUCCGGGAAUGACGGUCCAGGAAAUUAUGGUGCCUGCUUCCAAAGCUGGCCUCGUCAUUGGGAAGGGAGGAGAGACCAUCAAAAGCCUUCAGGAACGAGCCGGCGUGAAGAUGGUCAUGAUCCAAGACGGACCUCAGAACACGGGCGCAGACAAGCCACUCCGCAUUUCCGGAGACCCAUUUAAAGUUCAGCAAGCCAAAGAGAUGGUGAUGGAGCUGAUCAGAGAGCAGGGCUUCAGGGAGCAGCGGGGCGAGUACGGGUCCAGGGUCGGAGGAGGAGACAGCUUAGAUGUUCCAGUCCCUCGGUUUGCAGUUGGGAUUGUCAUCGGCAGAAAUGGAGAGAUGAUAAAGAAAAUACAGAACGACACAGGAGUCAGAAUUCAGUUCAAACCAGAUGACGGCACCACGCCUGACAGGAUAGCACAGAUCAUGGGCCCUCCAGACCAGGCCCAGCAUGCAGCAGAGAUCAUCUCAGACCUGCUGAGGAGCGUCCAGGCUGGAGGCCCUCCGGGACACGGAGGGGGCAGGGGACGUGGUCGUGGGCAGGGCAACUGGAACAUGGGGCCCCCUGGUGGCCUGCAGGAGUUCUCCUUUACAGUCCCAACCAUGAAGACCGGGCUGAUCAUUGGAAAAGGGGGCGAGACGAUCAAAGGCAUCAGCCAGCAGUCGGGAGCCAGGAUUGAACUGCAGAGGAAUCCUCCACCCAACGCCGACCCCAACAUAAAGAUGUUCACCGUCAGAGGAAACCCUCAGCAGAUCGACUACGCCAGGCAGCUGGUGGAGGAGAAGAUUGGGGGUCCAGUGACUCCGAUGGGAGGCCCACAUGGUCCCCCAGGUCCACAUGGUGGGCCAGGUCCGCAUGGUCCUCCGGGACCACCAGGACCUCCAGGUGCUCCAAUGGGACCUUACAACCCUGGACCUUACAACCAAGGCCCUCCGGGACCACAUGGCCCUCCUGCUCCUUAUCAGCCUCAAGGAUGGGGGAACGGUUAUCCUCACUGGCAGCAGGGCCAGCCGGAUCCAAAUAAAGCAGCAGCAGAUGCCAACGCGGCAGCGUGGGCGGCGUACUACGCUCAGUACGGCCAGCAGCCUCAGGCCUCCAUGACUCCGACCAGCGGCGCUCCAGGCACGGCUCAACCCAACGGUCAAGGUGACCCACAGGCUGCAGGUCAGAGUGGACAGACAGAUUACACCAAGGCCUGGGAGGAAUAUUACAAGAAAAUGGGUCAACAGAAUCAGCCGCCUCAGGACUACACGAAAGCCUGGGAGGAGUAUUACAAGAAACAAGGUCAAGCCGCGCCGCAGGCCGCUCCGGCGGCAGCGCCGGCGGCCGCUCAGCCCGGCGGCCAGCCGGACUACAGCGCCGCCUGGGCCGAGUACUACCGCCAGCAGGCCGCCUACUACGGCACCGGAAACCCUCAGGCGAUGGGUGCAGCGCCACAAGCCCCUCAGGUACGCCGCGAAUAAGACUCUGCCUGCUACAUUGACUGCAUCACUUGUCAUUUGUACCUUAACUCCCCCCAGAUUCCUUCCUCAGGUUUUUACAGGGUUCCAGUGAACGCAGCAGCAGCAAAAAAACAACCUAACCUCACUUUUUCUUUUUCCUCCCUCAGCAGGUUUUUAAAUCUUUUUAUUUUGGGAAGCUGAGUCCACUGUUUCUGCUGUUAACAUGCAAUGUAUCUUCUAUGUAUUUCUUCUGCACAGGGCCAGUAAUGUGAAGUGGACAUAAAGUAAAUGCUACAUUGUCGAAACAAAAUCCUUUGUUAAAUGUUUGGAUGCAGACGCCUUGAUGAAGAUCUUAAAUUUCCUUGGUUUGAAAGUGUUUCACAUAGAUGGCAGAUUACCCGGCGAACACGUCCUCUUGGUUAUUUUGUUUUGUUUUCUUCUGUUUUUUUUUUCUUUCUGUUUUUCUUGUAAAUGCUAUGUUUUUAGUAAAGGUAAUUAUACAUAUGGUCAUUCCAGCCCUGUAUCUACAUUAAAUGUGGUUAGAACUCAUGUUUAUUAAACUGUAGACAUUACCAUGUAAAUCAUCUCAGUUUUAAAAAAAAAAAAAAGAAAAAGAAAAAAAAAUGCUAUUGCCUGUUGUGUUUUUGCAAUAAAACAAACUGAAACCUCCUGUGUUGGUAAGUUUGGGUGGUUCAAAACAAACAUGCAUUAAAAAAAGGGUUUAAAUGAAAGUUUUUGUUUUGUAUUACCUGUUUGAGACGUAGGCAAUGUGUGGGUUUGUCCUAUAAAAAUCGACUU
Molecule: messenger RNA, 2851 nt
Organism: Poecilia latipinna (sailfin molly)
Lineage: Eukaryota; Metazoa; Chordata; Actinopteri; Cyprinodontiformes; Poeciliidae
Gene: fubp1
Product: far upstream element (FUSE) binding protein 1
Exons: 19
Coding region: 71-2074 (667 amino acids)
Biological process (GO): regulation of DNA-templated transcription
Molecular function (GO): RNA binding
Source: RefSeq, a predicted model, not a curated record